Molecule: messenger RNA, 1732 nt
Organism: Musa acuminata AAA Group (dessert banana)
Lineage: Eukaryota; Viridiplantae; Streptophyta; Magnoliopsida; Zingiberales; Musaceae
Exons: 3
Coding region: 108-1643 (511 amino acids)
Biological process (GO): transmembrane transport
Cellular component (GO): membrane
Molecular function (GO): transmembrane transporter activity
Source: RefSeq, a predicted model, not a curated record
GGAGCAUGUAAAGACAAGAUUCCACUCGGUCAACGGCCCCCACUGUGAACCUUGUUGAUUACCCUACUUGGGGAGGAGCUGUUGGCGGAGAAGGAAGAGGCGAGGGUAUGGGGACUGUGGCGGCCGGGCGGUGGACGUUGGUGUUGGUGAACCUGGCGGCGAUCUUGGAGCGCGCCGAUGAGGCGCUGCUGCCGGCGGUGUACAAGGAAGUGGGGGCGGCGCUUCACGUCUCCCCCGCCGGGCUUGGCUCCCUCACCCUCUUCCGCUCCAUCGUCCAGUCCUCCUGCUACCCCCUCGCCGCCUACAUGGCCGCCCGACACAAUCGCACCCACGUCAUUGCCCUCGGCGCCUUCCUCUGGGCCACAGCCACCUUCCUUGUCGCUCUAUCCAACACCUAUCUCCAGGUAGCAAUCUCAAGAGCUUUCAAUGGCGUUGGACUAGCCUUGGUGAUACCUGCCAUCCAAUCCCUUGUUGCUGACUCUACUGAUGAUAGCAUUCGUGGUUCAGCUUUCGGAUGGUUACAACUGACUGGCAAUAUCGGUUCCAUCCUUGGUGGUUGCUUCUCUCUACUAUUAGCUUCCACUACGUUCAUGGGAAUUGCUGGUUGGAGGGUUGCUUUUCAUGUGGUUGGAAUAAUAAGUGUGGUUGUUGGACUACUCAUCCGAAUCUUUGCGGUGGAUCCUCAUUUUUCUGAUGAUGUCAAACCAGCUGAUGCGUUUCUCACACGGAAAUCUGUCAGGGAAGACGUGAAGUUUAUGCUUGACGAAGCAAAGGCUGUUAUAAAAAUCCCAUCGUUUCGGAUCAUUGUGGCUCAAGGAGUUGCUGGUUCAUUUCCAUGGUCUUCCUUAUUGUUUGCACCCAUGUGGUUAGAGCUCAUUGGUUACUCUCAUAAUCAAACUGGGGUCCUCAUGAGUAUGUUUAUCAUUGCAAGUUCACUUGGAGGACCAUUAGGAGGAAAGAUGGGGGAUUGUCUUUCUAAAUAUUUUCCCAACUCUGGAAGGAUAUUUUUUUCCCAGAUAACUUCAGGCUCUGCAAUCCCACUUGCAGCCUUGUUGAUGUUGUUCUUACCAGAUAAUCCCUCUGCAGAAUUGGGACACGCCCUUCUCAUGUUUGUCACAGGUUUAAGCAUCUCUUUGAGUGGUCCAGCUACAAACAGCCCUAUAUCUGCAGAGAUUGUCCCUGAAAAAUCAAGAACAAGCAUUUAUGCUUUGGACAGAUCUUUUGUGUCUGUGCUAUCUUCGUUUGCACCCCCUACUGUUGGCAUUUUAGCCGAGCAUGUUUAUGGAUACAAACCAAUUUUCUAUGGGCCAAGUGAAAGUGCCAGUGUUGAGAUUGACAGACAAAAUGCUUCAUCUCUGGCCAAAGCACUUUACACUGCAAUAGCAAUUCCUAUGUUACUCUGUUGUUUCAUAUAUUCCUUCUUGUACUGCACCUAUCCAAGAGACAGGGAAAGGGCUCGAAUGAAUUUAUUGAAUGCAUCAGAGAUGCCGCAGAUGGAGCUGGAUGAUGAUCAUGAAAUGUUAGUAGAAUCUUCUGGACUUCAGCUUUCUGAAAGAAGUGUGAUUGAUAUAGCAUAUGGAGGAGAAGAUUUUGAGACUGAUGACAAUGAUGGGAGGGCAUUGCUCUCACAUAAAGUGGACUGAUCAAAUGGAAGGAGCAUGUAAAUGUAGAAACCUUGUCUUUCAUAAUAUUGUACUUGUUCUAUUUCAUAAUAUUGUGUUUGGCACUCUCA